Messenger RNA from Choloepus didactylus (southern two-toed sloth), 2808 nucleotides. It is a transcript of the gene ZNF34, whose product is annotated as zinc finger protein 34. The coding region runs from base 1011 to 2654 and encodes 547 amino acids. Lineage: Eukaryota; Metazoa; Chordata; Mammalia; Pilosa; Megalonychidae. Gene Ontology annotation, molecular function: DNA-binding transcription repressor activity, RNA polymerase II-specific; RNA polymerase II cis-regulatory region sequence-specific DNA binding. Gene Ontology annotation, cellular component: nucleus. Gene Ontology annotation, biological process: negative regulation of transcription by RNA polymerase II. The transcript is spliced from 5 exons. The record is from RefSeq and is a predicted model, not a curated record.
AAUUCUUGCAGUAAGGCUAUACAUUUUCCCUCAAGUAGACUUUGUUCCAUUUUCACGUUAGUUUCCAUUUCUUUGUUUUGUGGUAGAGGUAUUUUUCUUAUCAUAUAUUUCUACUAUGACAGUACUAUGGUUAGAGAAUAUUUUACCAAAUGAAAUUAGCCUUGGGAAUUUGUUGCUACUUCCUUUGUUGCAUGGUACGUGGUUACUUUUUGCAAUAUUCAGUAAGCAUCUUGAAAAAAUGUGUAUUCUCCAUAUUUUAGGUGCAGGAUUUGCUACUCAGUCCACUCAUUUCUGAGGGAAGUGGUAACAAUCCCUCAUUCCAGAGGAGGAUGUGCCAGUUCCUUUGGAAGUUCAGUUAGCUUUGGCUUUAUACAUUUUGAGGGUUUGUUGUUAGGUACAUUCAUGUUGAUAAGUAUUAUAGCUUUUUGGUGGAUCUCUCCUUUUAUUUAUAUGGAAUGUCUGUCUUUAUUCCUAUUAAUGAUUUUUGCUUUAAAUUCUGUUUUGACUGGUGUUAGUGUUGCUAAACCGCAUGCUGCAAUGUGUCUGAAAUUCGCAAACACCAUGCUGAGCGGUAGAAUCUGGCACAGAGGAGUGUGGACUGCAUAACCCUCUGCAUGAAGUUCAGAACAGGCACAGCUGGUGUGCUGGGGGUUGCCUUGAGGGUGCAGGGGCUUCAGGGUGUCUGCGAGCUGAUCUGUUCUCUUUCUUGAUGUGAGUGCUGAUUAUGCGUGCAGUUUGUGAUUGUCCUUCAGACUGUACCCUUAGGAGUUGUCUCUUUCUGCAAAAAUGUCAUAAUGAUAAAAAGCUUAAAGAAUACAAGGAAAGGUAUGUAGCUGCAACGGCUUUAUUUGUGUGUCUGCUCUCUUUGUUUACUCAUAUUCAGCUUUUCUGUGUUGUUAUAUUUUAGGUUAAAUAGCUGCAUUUUGUGUAUCUGAAAGUCUUGUGCUUCUAAUAGCACCUGAGUGACUGGGUCCUGCCCACCACCCACGGGAAGCCCAGGGCACGGGGCAAUGGCAGCCGAACUCCCGUCUGCCCGGCCCCAGGCCUUGGUGACCUUUGAGGACGUGGCUGUGCUCCUCUCCCGGGAGGAGUGGGGCCGUCUGGGCCCUCCUCAGCGGGGCCUCUACAGGGACGUGAUGCUGGAGACCUAUGGGAACCUGGUCUCUCUGGGAGCGGGACUCACAGGUCCUAAACCUGCAGUGAUCUCGCAUUUGGAGCGAGGGGAUGAGCCGUGGGUCCUGGACACACAAGGUGCUGAGGGGAAAGAACGACUGCGAAUCGACAGCUCAGAUCAUGGAACCAGAACUGAGAUCAAUGAAUUGACUUCACAGGAGAUGUUUGAUGGGAAAGAACUGGACCGACUCAGGGGGUCUGUUCCCCGGGUACCUGAGGUGAGAGAAGCCCAUGACCAUGUUGGGGAGCCACAGGAGUGCCCAGACAAGCCAGUGAGGCAGAGAGGCCCCAGGCCAGUCAUGGUGACUGGUGAGGAGAGCGACUGGGAGCCUGGAGGAAGCCUCAGGAAUGGGUCAAGUCCUAAUCUGGAUCAGAGACCUCACAAAUGUGAUAUAUGUGAGCAGAGUUUUGAACAGAGAUCAUACCUCAACAACCAUAAGCGCGUACACAAGUCAAAAAAAACAGAUACAGUUCACGGUUCUGGGGAAAUUUGCAGUGCAAAUGUAAUUGUUAAUGAAGAACACAAAAUUCCUAUUGGGAAAAAAUUGCAUUAUUGUAGUUACUGCAGGAAAACUUUCAGGUACAGUGCUAACCUUGUCAAGCAUCAGAGGCUUCACAGUGAAGAGAAGCCCUACAAGUGUGAUGAGUGUGGAAAAGCCUUCAGCCAGAGCUGCGAGUUCAUCAAUCACCGGAGGAUACACUCUGGGGAGAUCCCCUACAGGUGUGAUGAGUGUGGGAAAACAUUCAAUAGGAGGCCCAACCUCAUGAAGCAUCAGAGAAUUCACACUGGGGAAAAGCCCUACAAGUGUGGUGAGUGUGGGAAGCAUUUUAGUGCCUACUCUUCCCUUAUUUAUCACCAGAGAAUCCACACUGGAGAGAAACCCUAUAAAUGUAAUGACUGUGGGAAAGCCUUCAGUGAUAGCUCAAUCCUUAUCCGACAUCGUCGAACUCACACUGGAGAGAAGCCAUUUGAGUGUAAAGAAUGUGGCAAAGGCUUUACCCAGAGUUCUAACCUUAUCCAACAUCAGAGAAUUCAUACUGGAGAGAAACCCUACAAAUGUAACGAAUGCGAGAAAGCCUUCAUCCAAAAAACCAAACUGGUCGAACAUCAGAGAAGCCACACUGGAGAAAAGCCCUAUGAAUGUAAUGACUGUGGCAAAGUCUUCAGCCAGAGCACACAUCUUAUUCAGCAUCAGAGAAUCCACACUGGCGAGAAGCCCUACAAGUGCAGUGAGUGUGGGAAGGCCUUUCACAACAGUUCCAGACUUAUUCACCAUCAGAGAUCACAUCACGGAGAGAAGCCGUACAAAUGCUCCGACUGCAAGAAAGCCUUCAGCCAGAGCACUUAUCUCAUACAGCACCAGAGAAUCCACACUGGUGAGAAGCCCUACAGGUGCAGUGAGUGUGGGAAGGCCUUCCGGCACAGCUCCAAUGUUUUCCAGCAUCAGAGGAUUCACCUCCGGGAAGACUUCUCCAUGUGAGAGCAGAGGCGAGCCCAUGAGUGCCGAGUCCUACUGUGUGCUUCCUCCCAGGCUCCUCUGCACUGCCCACCUCCCUUUAUUUAUUGUUCACACAGUGUUGCCACAGGGUGAAAGGGCAUUUCUCCUUAAUUAAACCUCUUUUCUUAACCCAAAA